AUGAUCAUUUGUCUCUUCUUCAUUCUGGCUACUUUCAUAGCCCAGGCUCUCAGCUUGCAGCCACCUGACUAUUCACUUGGCAAAGAGCAUUCCUCCGAACACCUAAACCGUCGUACCGGGCGUCUAUCCCGACUUGAGCCACUGUCAUAUGUUAACACUACCAGACUUCAAGUGGCAUACUAUGAAGACGGUUCUCCAGAUGCGCAGGUCGUUCUUCUCCUCCACGGCUGGCCCUACGACAUUCACAGCUACACGGAAGUCGCCCCAGCUCUUGUGAAACAAGGAUACCGUGUUAUUGUCCCAUAUCUACGCGGUAACGGACCUACCACCUUUCUGCACACAGAUACUUUCCGCUCCGGCCAGCAAGCAGCUUUAGGCUACGACAUCAUCGAGUUGCUAGAUGCUCUAAGCAUCAAAAAGGCCAUCUUUGCUGGUUACGACUGGGGUGGACGUGGUGCUUGCGUUGCAGCAGCUCUGUGGCCCGAACGCUGUGCCGGCCUGGUGUCAGUCAACAGCUACUUGAUCCAAGACCUAUCAAAAGCCUGGGUUCCACUCGAUGCCAAGAUUGAAGCGGGCUUUUGGUACUUCUACUAUUUCCUAACUCCUCGUGGACAAGCUGCUUUGGCGGAACACCCAAAAGACAUAGCCAGGGUUGUUUGGAAUAAGAACUCCCCUGAAUGGAACUACACCGAAGCAGAUCUCGAUCGUGCCGCUGAGACUUUUGUCAAUCCAGACUAUGUCAGCGUUGUUACUCAUGUCUACAGACAUCGCCUGCUGUAUGCUCCAGGUGAUCCAGGUUACAAUAAUAUUGAGAAAGCGCUUCUUGAGCAGCCUGUUAUCUCAGUCCCAACUGUAACACUAGAUGGUCUUGCAGACGGCAACUUUCCGCCGACGAACGGGUCCUCCUCAGCUAAGUACUUUAGUGGUCCACGUGCACACCAUCAGGUUCCUGGGGCGGGGCAUAAUCUUCCGCAGGAGAAGCCUGAAGCGUUUAUCAAAGCAGUGCUUGAUGUUUUGUCGCUGAAAUAG
Fusarium odoratissimum NRRL 54006 is the source of this 1029-nucleotide messenger RNA. RefSeq lists its product as uncharacterized. NCBI's taxonomy places the organism in Eukaryota, Fungi, Ascomycota, Sordariomycetes, Hypocreales, Nectriaceae. The transcript has a single exon. Gene Ontology annotation, molecular function: hydrolase activity. The coding region runs from base 1 to 1029 and encodes 342 amino acids. The record is from RefSeq and is a predicted model, not a curated record.